Molecule: messenger RNA, 892 nt
Organism: Epinephelus fuscoguttatus (brown-marbled grouper)
Lineage: Eukaryota; Metazoa; Chordata; Actinopteri; Perciformes; Serranidae
Product: UTP--glucose-1-phosphate uridylyltransferase-like
Exons: 3
Coding region: 221-628 (135 amino acids)
Biological process (GO): glycogen metabolic process; UDP-alpha-D-glucose metabolic process
Cellular component (GO): cytoplasm
Molecular function (GO): UTP:glucose-1-phosphate uridylyltransferase activity
Source: RefSeq, a predicted model, not a curated record
CCGACUGUCCGCGGUGCUGAACGGCUCGCGGCGGGCGUAUGGUGCGCCGCGACCGACUUGAGGCGGAGCAGGCUCACGGCUUAUGUGUUUGUCACUUUCUUUUUCAUUUUAACCCACACCAUCAUCUUUUCCUGACCCUAACCAAGUGGUUUUUGUGCCUAAACCUAACCAGACCUUAACCACAAGACAUCAUGAUGAUUUCGGAACGAACUUCGGAUCAAUGAGUUUAAUAUGGUCGGAACAAUGGGCUGUCGAACCAAUGGGCAGUUCCCAUCGGAAGCGAACUUCAGUGCCGUGUGAUGUGCCCACAGCGAACACGGUCGUCGUUACAAAUGACCUCCUGUUGUUACACAGCCAGCCAAUAAAAGCCUACAAGGAUCCAGUGGACUCUCUGCGCCAUCUUGUUUUUCCCCAGGUUCAGGAUUUCCUGACCAGGUUUGAGAGCAUCCCGGACAUGUUGGAGCUCGACUGCCUCACUGUGUCUGGAGAUGUCACCUUCGGAAAGAACAUCUCUCUGAAGGGAACUGUCAUUAUCAUAGCCAAUCAUGGCGACAGGAUCGACAUCCCUGCCGGAGCAAUGCUGGAGAACAAGAUCAUUUCAGGAAACCUGCAGAUCCUCAACCACUGAGGCCUUCUGGGGGAAAACAAAGACAAACAGACGAAGCCAUCUGCACCUUGAAGAGACUCAAAGAGAUUAUUUUUCUUCUCUACACUGAUGAACUAUCUCACUUUGUUUGUUUGUCUGUUUUCGAUGUAAAGCCAACCUGAAAGGGUCAAAGGUCAGCAACUUCCAUGUUCCUCCUGAUGCAGACGUGAUGAAACUUCCUGUUACUGCAAACAGCCACUGCAGAAUCUGAAUCCACUGUGUGUCGUCUGCUUCUGCUGUCAAAUA